ACGUUUCGCUUUACGGCAGCUUACCACUUCCUUUAGCGUCGUCAGGCCGACUCGCAGAUUCCUAUCCCACCGCGCGGUUGUUAUAAACUGCUCCUAAAGACGUCAAAACGUCUGAGGUAAAGCCAGACUCCGUUCUGUGAAUAUGCAUGAAAACGCUCCGGAGAUGGCGAAGUUCCACGCCCCUGUGAUCCAGGACAACCCUUCGGGUUGGGGUCCCUGCGCGGUGCCGGACAAGUUCAAGGACAUGCCUUACCAGCCCUUCAGCAAGGGGGACCGUCUGGGAAAGGUGGCUGACUGGACCGGGGCAACGUAUCAAGACAAGCGAUACACGAAUAAGUACUCCUCCCAGUUCGGCGGCGGGAGCCACUACGCCUACUUCCACGAGGAGGACGAGACCAGCUUCCAGCUGGUGGACACGGCCAAGACGCAGAAGACGGCCUACCAGAGGAACCGCAUGCGCUUCGCCCAGAGGAACCUGCGGCGGGAUAAGGACCGCCGGAACAUGACGCAGUUCAACAUGCAGACGCUGCCCAAGAGCGCCAAGCAGAAGGAGAGGGACCGCAUGCGCCUGCAGAAGAAGUUCCAGAAGCAGUUUGGUGUCCGUCAGAAGUGGGACCAGAAAUCUCAGCUGAAGCCCCGCGACUCCUCCGUUGAGGUGAGGAGCGACUGGGAGGUGAAGGAGGAGAUGGACUUCCCCAGGCUCAUGAAGAUGAGAUACAUGGAGGUGGCCGAGCCCACUGACAUUGAGAGCUGUGGCGCCCUGGAGUUCUACGACAAGGCCUUCGACCGCAUCACCACCCGCAACGAGAAGCAGCUGCGCAGCAUCAAGAGGAUCUUCCACACCGUCACCACCACCGACGACCCCGUCAUCCGCAAGCUCGCCAAGACCGUGGGCAACGUGUUUGCCACGGACGCCAUCUUGGCCACCCUGAUGUGCUGCACCCGCUCGGUCAACUCCUGGGACAUCAUCGUCCAGCGGGUGGGCAACAAGCUGUUCUUCGACAAGAGGGACAACUCUGACUUUGAUCUGCUGACGGUGAGCGAGACGGCCAACGAGCCCCCCCAGGACGAGGGCAACUCCUUCAACUCCCCCCGCAACCUGGCCAUGGAGGCCACCUACAUCAACCACAACUUCAGCCAGCAGUGUCUGCGCGUGGGAGGCGAGCGCCACAAGUUCCCCAACCCCAACCCCUUUGUGGAGGAGGACAUGGACAAGAGCGAGGUGGCGUCGGUGGCCUACAGGUACCGUCGCUGGCAGCUGGGGGAGGACAUCGACCUGAUCGUCCGCUGCGAGCACGACGGUGUGAUGACCGGGGCCAACGGAGAGGCGUCCUUCAUCAACAUCAAGACCCUCAACGAGUGGGACUCCCGGCACUGUAACGGGGUGGACUGGCGCCAGAAGCUGGACUCCCAGAGGGGUGCGGUGCUCGCCACCGAGCUGAAGAACAACAGCUACAAGCUGGCCCGCUGGACCUGCUGCGCCCUGCUGGCCGGGUCCGAGUACCUCAAGCUGGGGUACGUGUCCCGCUACCACGUCAAGGACUCGGCCCGCCAUGUGGUCCUGGGCACCCAGCAGUUCAAGCCCAACGAGUUCGCCUCGCAGAUCAACCUGAGCAUGGAGAACGCCUGGGGCAUACUGCGCUGCGUCAUCGACAUCUGCCGCGCUCUGGACGAGGGGAAGUACCUCAUCCUCAAGGACCCCAACAAGCAAGUGAUCCGCGUCUACAGCCUCCCGGACGGAACCUUCAGCUCCGACGAGGAUGAGGAGGAGGACGAUGACGAAGAGGACGAGGAGGAAGAGGAUGAGGAGAAUUGAGCCGGACUGUUACAGCGACGACUUCACCUCCCUCAGCUCCGCGUGGAAACGCUUAUCAAGAAAUAAAUAAAGAUAUGGAAGAUUGGA
Gadus chalcogrammus (walleye pollock) is the source of this 1903-nucleotide messenger RNA. RefSeq names its product eukaryotic translation initiation factor 3, subunit D (gene eif3d). The record is from RefSeq and is a predicted model, not a curated record. Lineage: Eukaryota; Metazoa; Chordata; Actinopteri; Gadiformes; Gadidae. The transcript is spliced from 16 exons. Gene Ontology annotation, biological process: translational initiation. Gene Ontology annotation, cellular component: eukaryotic translation initiation factor 3 complex; cytoplasm. The coding region runs from base 143 to 1816 and encodes 557 amino acids. Gene Ontology annotation, molecular function: translation initiation factor activity.